Molecule: messenger RNA, 2787 nt
Organism: Knipowitschia caucasica
Lineage: Eukaryota; Metazoa; Chordata; Actinopteri; Gobiiformes; Gobiidae
Source: the annotation of a GenBank genome assembly
AUGACACAAGAGAGGAGGAGGGAGAGGAGAGAGAGGGGGAGGGAGGAGAGAGGAGGAGGGAGAGGAGAGAGAGGGGGAGGGAGGAGAGAGGAGGAGGGAGAGGAAAGAGAGGGGGAGAGAGAGGACAAAGAGGAGGAGGAGGACAAAGAGGAGGAUGAGGAGGACAAGGAGGAGGACAAGGAGGAGGAGGACGAGGACAAAGAGGAGGAGGAGGACAAAGAGGAGGAGGAGAAGGAGGAGGACAAGGAGGAUGAGGAGGACAAGGACAAGGAGGAUGAGGAGGACGAGGACAAGGAGGAGGACAAGGAGGAUGAGGAGGACAAGGAGGAGGAGGAGGAUGAGGAGGACAAGGAGGACGAGGAGGAGGACGACAAAGAGGAGGAGGACAAGGAGGACGACAAAGAGGAGGACGACGACAAAGAGGAGGAGGAGGAGGACAAGGAGGACAAAGAGGAGGAGGAGGACAAAGAGGAGGAGGAGGACAAAGAGGAGGAGGAGGACAAGGAGGAGGAGGAGGACAAGGAGGAGGACGAGGAGGACAAAGAGGAGGAGGACAUGGAGGAGGAGGACAAGGAGGAAGGGGCGGACAAGGAGGAGAAGGACAAGGAGGAGAAGGAUGACAAGGAGGAGGAUGAGGAGGACAAAGAGGAGGAGGACAAGGAGGAGGAGGACAAGGAGGAGGAGGACAAGGAGGAGGAGGCGGACAAGGAGGAGGAGGAUGACGAGAAGGAGGAGGACAAGGAGGAAGGGGCGGACAAGGAGGAGAAGGACAAGGAGGAGAAGGAUGACAAGGAGGACAAGGAGGAGGAUGAGGAGGACAAGGAGGAGGACAAAGAGGAGGAGGACAAGGAGGAGGAGGACAAGGAGGAGGAGGCGGAUGACGAGAAGGAGGAGGACAAGGAGGAGGAAAAGGAGGAGGACAAGGAGGAUGAGGACAAGGAGGAUGAGGAGGACAAGGAGGAAGAGGACAAGGAUGAGGACAAGGAGGAGGACAAAGAGGAGGAGGACACGGAGGAGGAGGACAAGGAGGAGGACAAAGAGGAGGAGGAGGAGGACAAAGAGGACCUCACAUUACACGUGUUACAGACCUCACAUUACACCUGUGUUACAGACCUCACACUACACCUACCUCACAUUACACUUCUGUCACAGACCUCACACUACACCUGUGUCACAGACCUCACAUUACACUUCUGUCACAGACCUCACAUUACACCUGUGUCACAGACCUCACACUACACCUGUGUCACAGACCUCACAUUACACCUGUGUCACAGACCUCACAUUACACCUGAGGACAAAGAGGAGGAGGACAAAGAGGAGGAUGAGGAGGACAAGGAGGAGGAGGACGAGGACAAAGAGGAGGAGGAGGACAAAGAGGAGGAGGAGAAGGAGGAGGACAAGGAGGAUGAGGAGGACAAGGACGAGGAGGAUGAGGAGGACGAGGAGGAGGAGGAUGAGGACAAGGAGGAGGACAAGGAGGAUGAGGAGGACAAGGAGGAGGACAAGGAGGAGGAGGACGAGGACAAAGAGGAGGACAAAGAGGAGGAGGAGGACGACAAAGAGGAGGAGGACAAGGAGGACGACAAAGAGGAGGACGACGACAAAGAGGAGGAGGACGACAAAGAGGAGGAGGAGGAGGACAAGGAGGAGGAGGAGGACAAGGAGGAGGAGGAGGACAAGGAGGAGGAGGAGGACAAAGGAGGAGGACGACAAAGAGGAGGAGGACGACAGAGGAGGAGGAGGAGGACAAGGAGGAGGAGGAGGACAAGGAGGAGGAGGAGGACAAGGAGGAGGACGACAAGGAGGAGGAGGACAGGAGGACGACAAAGAGGAGGACAAGGAGGAGGAGGAGGACAAGGAGGAGGAGGACAAGGAGGAGGAGGAGUUUUCAGUCACGGAUCAAAACAACAUCUGAGAGGAGACAAGAAGGCUCGGAGAGGAGACAAGGAGGCUCGGAGAGGAGACAAGGAGGCUCGGAGAGGAGACAAGGAGGCUCGGAGAGGAGACAAGGAGGCUCGGAGAGGAGACAAGGAGGCUCGGAGAGGAGACAAGGAGGCUCGGAGAGGAGACAAGGAGGCUCGGAGAGGAGACAAGGAGGCUCGGAGAGGAGACGAGGAGGCUCAGAGAGGAGACAAGGAGGCUAGGAGAGGAGACAAGAAGGCUCGGAGAGGAGACAAGGAGGCUAGGAGAGGAGACAAGGAGGCUAGGAGAGGAGACAAGAAGGCUCGGAGAGGAGACAAGGAGGCUCAGAGAGGAGACAAGGAGGCUCGGAGAGAAGACAAGGAGGCUCGGAGAGGAGACAAGGAGGCUCGGAGAGGAGACAAGGAGGCUAGGAGAGGAGACAAGGAGGCUAGGAGAGGAGACAGAAAGAGGGAGGAGACAGAGAGGAGAAAGAGAGAGGAGACAGACAGAGAAGACAGAGAGAGGAGGAGACAGAGAGAGGAGGAGACAGAGAGAAGACAGAGAGGAGAAGACAGAGAAGACAGAGAGAGGAGGAGACAGAGAGAGGAGGAGACAGAGAGAGGAGGAGACAGAGAGAGGAGAAAGAGAGAGGAGGAGAAAGAGAGAGGAGGAGACAGAGAGAGGAGGAGACAGAGAGAGGAGGAGACAGAGAGAGGAGGAGACAGAGAGAGGAGGAGACAGAGAGGAGACAGAGAGGAGGCAGAGAGAGGAGGCAGAGAGGAGACAGAGAGAGGAGGAGACAGAGAGGAGGCAGAGAGAGGAGGAGACAGAGAGAGGAGGAGACAGAGAGAGGAGGAGACAGAGAGAGGAGGAGACAGAUAG